Molecule: messenger RNA, 537 nt
Organism: Suillus subalutaceus
Lineage: Eukaryota; Fungi; Basidiomycota; Agaricomycetes; Boletales; Suillaceae
Exons: 4
Coding region: 1-537 (178 amino acids)
Source: RefSeq, a predicted model, not a curated record
AUGACCCAAAGACUCACGUUUACUACUGCCAGCAUUCAGAAUCUCGUCAUUUCCAACCCAACUGACGCACUCUACUAUGAGGUGUUAACCCCUGAGUGGGAGUCACAUCAGACGAAAGUGCGCCGACUGGACACUCGCACAGACCGCUAUGACACUGUCGGCAACAUCCGAAACCAGUCAGGCAAACCCGUCGCAGUCAGCAUGUAUAACGGAGAGUUCAUAAACGAGGCAUUAUGGUUGCGGAAAAUCAAGGGUCAAGGCCAACAGAGUCGAUGGGAAUUUGAUGACGGCGAGGGAAACUAUUUCUCUUGGACUAUAGCAGGUUCCAAUUUGGAGCUUCGCAGCCUUGAUGAGGGUGGAGCGCAAAGUUCGAACCCCAUAGCAACAUUCUAUCCCCACAAGCGCUACGCCGUUGUAGGGAUGAUAUCGCAACAUGCAUUUUUGGAGAUCGAGUCAUCUGUGGUGGAUUCCCUGGAUACAGUACUAGUUUCUCUACUCGUCCUUGCGCGGAAACGGAGAAGAAAGCACAGUCUUUAG